This is a messenger RNA of Drosophila rhopaloa, 1594 nucleotides long. RefSeq names its product tRNA (cytosine(72)-C(5))-methyltransferase NSUN6. The coding region runs from base 500 to 1573 and encodes 357 amino acids. Gene Ontology annotation, molecular function: methyltransferase activity; RNA binding. The transcript is spliced from 2 exons. Gene Ontology annotation, biological process: RNA methylation. Lineage: Eukaryota; Metazoa; Arthropoda; Insecta; Diptera; Drosophilidae. The record is from RefSeq and is a predicted model, not a curated record.
CAUAAACGUUGCCGAUAGAGAUGGGCGCAGCGCAGUGCUUGUCGGGCCAUGUGCUAGAGAGAGACGACAAUAUUUUACAGUGCAGUGGUGAGAACUCGGUUAAAUGCUGCCACGUCUCUUCUCCACCACCUCGGGCAGAGUUUCCAUCGCUUUGGAAUAAUCGAAAAGUAUUACUACACUAAAGGGAAAUCGAUAACGUUAUUAAACAGGUGAUCUGAAUUGCCUUUAAAGACGAUCUUAUCCACCGUUCUUAUGUUUUACCCAAAAUCUCCGUUUUUGGGGAGUCCUCUGUUGGAAAGCGAGAUCCUGAAAGUGAAUGUAGACGGCUGGUCUUGCUCCACUGCUGGAAUGGCUGUGCUUGACGCCAAAAGUCACCACGUACCGGGUGAAUACUCUUCGCAUAACGGUUGAUGCCUUCCGGGAAAAGUUGGAGAAUAAACUCGCUGAUCGCUACGGCCAGGAAUCCCCAAAGGUCUAUGGUCUGCCGAACCUGCCGGAAAUGUUGUGCAUUGAACCGCUGGUCACAAAGUUUUCCGAGGCCUCCGUCGAUCCCGCGCUUAAGGAGAUAAUAGUGGACACUAGUUGCGGAGCCGCCCUACUGCGAGGUGCUCACAUAUACGCCCCCGGCGUCCUUGCCAUGGAAUCCAACACUCAGCUCCAGGAAGCUGUCAGCGUUUACGCCGAUCUGGGUGGAAAAUGCAAGCGCGGUUCUGUAACCCGCUUCGACAGUCCGGAGAAAAUCUUCCUGGGCACGGGCAAAGUGCUUAUGCAGCGCUACCAGCUGUUCAACAACUCCGAUGAACCAGCCACAGGAGUUGCCGUGGAAAUGCAAUCUAACAUUAGCAGAGUGCCCUCGCUGGGAGAUCUGAGCAGCGAAGACGCCCUGCUGCAGAACCUGCCCUCCAUUGUGUGCGUGCGCGUCCUCGCCCCGCAGCCCGGGGAACGCGUUUUGGACAUGUGCGCCGCUCCCGGAAACAAGACUGGCCACAUUGCCGAGCUGAUGGGCGAUCAGGGAUCCGUUGUGGCCCUUGACAAUUCCACAAGUCGAGUGCGCAGCAUGCUGCCCAAAUUGGAUCACUACAAAAGCAUAACGGCCCACGUGUUUGACUCGACUAAGGCAGUGGCCGUGGGGGCUGCUCACAGUGGACCAGCCACAGUUCCUCCCUUUCACUGCGCCAGCUUUGAUCGCAUCCUACUGGACGCCCCCUGCAGUGGCCUGGGCAACCGGCCACAGCUGUCCUGCAGUAUCAAACAGGCCAAAGUGCUGCAUUCGUAUCCCAACAUCCAGCGACGGCUUUUUGGGCAAGCAGUCCAGCUUUUGCGCCCUGGCGGCAUCCUCGUAUAUAGCACGUGCACCGUGACCGAAGCCGAGUGCGAGUGCAUAGUGGCCUGGGCGCUGGAGAAAUUUCACGACCUCCACCUGAUGGAUGCAACGCCCCGCUUGGGCGGUCCGGGAUUUCCGCUUCCCGAUUUGGAUGCAUCCAAGUCCCGUCUGCUACAGCGCUUUGGACCCAGCGAAGCAAGUGCAGACACGGUGGGAUUCUUUAUUGCCAAGUUUCAGAAAAAUAAAUGAAUUUAUCAAUGUUCACUGAAA